CGCUACCGGCUCGUUCAUUCCUGCUUCCGAACAUCCACGUCUCCGUCUUGUCCCUCGCUUUCUCUCUCUCAUAUUUGUGUCUUUCUCUUCAACAGCUGCUGUACAAUCCGCUCUCUGACUUUGUUCACGCUUCCAAACACUUGCCACUGCUAGUGUCUAUCACCGAAUCUUUCGCCACCGUCGUAUAACUUUGGAUAUCAGUGGCCCAUAACAUACUCAGUCAACCACGAUGGCCUCCGCUCUCCCGCCUGUACCGCCCAACGGCAGUGCCUUGCCAUGGUCCGGCCAGCCCGGCUCUACUCGCACGGGGUGGGGUAGGAAUGGAGACACACCUUCCGCAUUUCGAAGCAUGGGCAGAGGGAGAUUUAACGGAAGAGGUGGCCGAGGGGGAAGAGGAGGACACAAUGCAGGAAAUGGACAAGUUGCUCCAUCCGAUAAUGAACACAAGCCAGUGCCGGACCAAGUCAAGAACAAACCAUACUCAGACACAUCUAAAGUCGCUACUCCUUCUACGCCUGUCACUCCUAUCACUUCUGCGCCCACGAAAUCGUCAGGUCGCCCUAGAACUGCAAGGAAGGGUUCUGAUAGAACCCCUCGGAAAGCACCAAUGUCAAGCGAUCCUUCACCACCUUCUCAUACGAGCUCUGCGCCUAGUCGUUCUUCGAAUCGUCGCCGUCGUCCGAAUGGUGGCAAAGCCGUCACGGCCACCCCAUCGAAGUCUUCGCUCUCCUCGGAAGCCAGUAUCGCCCAAUCUCGUCCCGAGAGGAGCUCAGCUGUAAUCAAAGACGUUCCUCCCCAUAUGGUGGCCACAUCAGAUGCUGCUUCAUACGACAAGAAGCAUGACAUCGAUGCUUUUGUCGAACGCGUCAGAGCAGGCGCCAUGGAUCGACCGCAUACCCCCGGGAGUCAUUUCGACUGGGCGAGCGACGACGACGACAGCCUGCCCGAUCUUCCCGAUUGGGGUAUCACUUCCGGCACGUCUGAGGAGACAAAGCUGUCGAGUAUGGGGAACGUUAUUUCUCCAAUUCUUGAAGAUGCUCUUAAACCGCUACCCAAAAUCGAGCCGGAGACUCCGAAUGUGGAAAUCUCUGACAACGAGCAAUCCGUCGAGGACUUUAGUGAGAUGGCGGCUCAGACUCCCACAUCUGUGUCAGUUCUCGAAAAUGAACAUCAAGACGUGACCCCUCGUGAGGAAAAGCUUACUGGUGCAAUCGAAUCUUCCUUGCCUGUUAACCACGCCGUCCCCGCCGAGACUGUGUUGGAGCAGCGACAAGCUCCGGACGAGGAGAUUAGUGCCCACAAGGUUGCACAACAGGGUGCUGGUGCGUCGUCGGAAAGUCGCUCCCCGUCAAAGCCGGCGUUGACGCUCCCACUGCAUCCCUCUCUACCCCCCAAGCCAGUCACGACGAUAGAGCUCCUCACUUCGGAACGUGAGGCUCGACAUGGAGAUUCUGGUUCUGCGCAGUUGGAUCUACCUCCUAAACCUGCCGUGACCGUGUCUGAAGCUCCAUUUGAAGGCGGGCUGGCCCAAUCUAUACAUGCUCCCUCCAGCAGAGCGGUAGCGACUCAGAAGAGCCCGUCGAAGCUACGAUCUCCAGAACUCGGCCUUGCUGCCUCGAUUCACGCCCCUUCCUCUUCUUUGUCGGCUCCAGGCCAACUUCCUGAAUUACCUUCUUCUCCACCCGCUCACGGACGCUCGAGGAUGGCAAGACGAGGACUCCAACAUCACCACGGAAUCUCUGUGCCUGAUUUCCCAGGUCACCAUUCUGAUUCGGACCACGUGGGAAGGGGAGCUCAUGAGCACCAUACGCGUACACAUUCCACGCCUCCUAAUGCUACGGCUCGCGCGCGCUCUCCGAUCUCCACUCGACCUAUCAUUACGAUUGAUGCUAUGUCGAGGCUUGCAAGGACGCUCGGAGGAGCGGCUCCCAAACGAGAGGCACCCACCACCAACACCCAUCAGAACUGACGCACCUAUUGCUUUACUGAUCCAUUCCAUUGUUAUCUACUUGUAUCUAUCCAGUGCUCUUUGAAUUUUUGAGACUCUCGUUCCUGACGCUCUAGUUCCUUACGCUCUAUACCCACUCUAUCCGAUGUUCUGAUUGCGUACAUUGCACCGCGAUAAUUUAAUGCAGCUCAGUACUAACAGAACUGUAUAUUGUACCAAUAAGAAUACAUUUUGUGAAUGAUGACAUCGAUAUUCCCAAAAGUU
Messenger RNA from Laetiporus sulphureus 93-53, 2212 nucleotides. RefSeq lists its product as uncharacterized. Lineage: Eukaryota; Fungi; Basidiomycota; Agaricomycetes; Polyporales; Laetiporaceae. The coding region runs from base 230 to 1969 and encodes 579 amino acids. The transcript has 3 exons. The record is from RefSeq and is a predicted model, not a curated record.